Messenger RNA from Struthio camelus australis, 984 nucleotides. The record is from RefSeq and is a predicted model, not a curated record. NCBI's taxonomy places the organism in Eukaryota, Metazoa, Chordata, Aves, Struthioniformes, Struthionidae.
CAGCAGCUGGAUUGUGCCUUGGAUUUGAUGAGGCGUCUGCCUCCCCAGCAGAUAGAGAAGAAUCUCAGUGACCUCAUUGACUUGGUCCCAAGCCUCUGUGAAGAUCUCCUCUCCUCUGUUGAUCAGCCAUUGAAGAUUGCUCGAGAUAAGGUGGUAGGAAAAGACUAUCUAUUGUGUGACUACAACAGAGAUGGAGACUCAUAUAGAUCACCCUGGAGUAACAAAUAUGAUCCUCCCUUGGAAGACGGUGCCAUGCCAUCUGCUCGCCUGCGCAAGCUGGAGGUGGAAGCCAACAAUGCCUUUGACCAGUACAGAGACUUGUAUUUUGAAGGUGGCGUCUCCUCUGUCUACCUCUGGGAUCUGGAUCAUGGGUUUGCCGGUGUGAUCCUCAUUAAGAAAGCUGGAGACGGAUCAAAGAAGAUUAAGGGAUGCUGGGAUUCCAUCCACGUGGUGGAGGUUCAGGAGAAAUCCAAUGGCCGUACUGCUCAUUACAAGCUGACCUCCACAGUGAUGCUGUGGCUGCAGACUAAUAAAACUGGGUCUGGUACCAUGAACCUUGGAGGGAGCCUUACCAGACAGAUGGAGAAAGAUGAGACCGUGAGCGACUCCUCUCCACACAUAGCCAAUAUUGGACGCUUGGUAGAGGACAUGGAAAACAAAAUCAGAAGUACACUGAAUGAGAUUUAUUUUGGAAAAACAAAGGACAUCGUUAAUGGGCUGAGGUCUGUGCAGACUUUUGCAGACAAAUCAAAACAAGAAGCUCUUAAAAAUGACCUGGUGGAGGCUUUGAAGAGAAAGCAGCAAAGUUAAAAUACUCUUCGUGCUAACGAGACACGCCAUGCACUCAUUAGAUUCCUUUCUUAGCGACCUCGUUCCCCCCCGCCCCUUUUUUCUGUUACGCCACAUCACACCUCGCAUUCAGUACUAGCCACGCACCGCACCGCCAUCUCCUCCCCAUGAAUAAAGCUGUACAAACUUUUUCAG